Molecule: messenger RNA, 2799 nt
Organism: Equus caballus (horse)
Lineage: Eukaryota; Metazoa; Chordata; Mammalia; Perissodactyla; Equidae
Product: metallothionein-2-like
Biological process (GO): cellular response to cadmium ion; cellular response to copper ion; cellular response to zinc ion
Cellular component (GO): cytoplasm; nucleus
Molecular function (GO): metal ion binding
Source: RefSeq, a predicted model, not a curated record
AAUUAAGGGAGACAGCAUCCUGGCUCCUACUAGGGCUUCAGACACGGGGUCCUUAGGAUCAUCUGUUCACAGGGACUUUCCUGGAGACGGAAUCCUGUCCCAACAGCGUCUUGGGGAAAGGCUCAUUGGUUGGAAGCAUGACUCUGGGUGGAGGUUAAAGCUGGGAUUGGAAAUUUAAUGACCCAGUGGCAGGGGAGUGUGGAUGACCCAGAAUAAGCCCCCAGGGACAAGACGCUGCCAUGGCAUUUGGACAGACACAGAAGCCUUUCCACCCUUCAGGUCUUAUGGUUUUCACACAACCCAGAGACUGAGACAGAAAACAGGAAGAGGCUGGAGUGACUGUGCCAUCUUCCAGAGAGGGUAAGCAACCUGCCCAAGGUCACCCAGCUGGAAAAUAACAGGAUGAAGGAAGCUAUGCUACAGCUGACCUCACCCCUGGCCACGGCUGGCAGAUCACGAUGUCACUGGAUGCUACAUGGUGCCCAUCACAGUUAAAAGCCGGAAGGAUCUUGGAAACGGACUCCCUUUGCCCUUGGUUGAGAGAUGGGAACUUGAAGCCCAGAGGGGUCACAGAGCUCUGCACGGGGAUCCCACUGCCGGCUCAGUGCCCUUCCCCCUGCUGCCUCUGGGCCAGGUGCUCAGUGUGCUCGUCUUUCCUGUGGAGUCGUGGGGUUUGGGAUAGGGCGUGAUGCUGCAGUCUGCCUGCAUGAGGGCCAACCCCACCUGUGUCACUUAAAGCCCCCAGACGGAACCUCUCUGUGGCCCAGCCUCCUCCACUGUAAAAGGGUCAAAAUAGGGGAAAGCAUAUGUCUUGGAGGAUGAAAUGAGUCAGGACAAGUCAAGGACUUAGGAAGGUGCCUGGCACGUGGUGAGUGGACUGUGACAUCAGCGAUUACUUCAUUACUACUGUGCAAAUACUCCAGCAUAGGGAGUAUUUAUUUACCUCCAGACAAAUCAGUGAGGGCUGGGGGCGGGAAUCGUUGCCACCUCCGCAAAAUUGGGAAGGAGCGUGGGGGAGGCUGGCACAAGUGCGCCCGGCACACAAGCCCCUCCGCGCGAAUGGGCGCCAGAGGGUGGCCCGAGCGAUGCGCACCCAGCCCAGCCGCGCGCGGGGAACCAGCGCCUCGCCCGGCACGCACAGUACAGUCGAGGGCGCUGCGGCCGCGCGGUGGCCACCGGGCGGGGAGCAAGGACGGGGCGGGGCCUUUGCGCCCGGGCCGCUGCCUCGGGCUGGACAGAGAGGAGGCCGGCUUCUAGGCUCUACCACGCCUUCCAGGGGCCCUAGGGAGUCUUUGUCACUAGCUCUGAGCCUUAGGAUGCCCCUUUCUCAGCCAGGGGACUGUCUCUAAGGUUAGAAGAGGGAGCGUUUUGAGUUUGCACUGAAAGGGACUCGUUCAGUUUGUGAGUCUUGUGUUUUCAUCCUGACCUGGCGCCUGAAUCUGCCAUUAGAGCAUUUCCGCUGCUCCCAGCAGCUUCCAUGUCAGAGGAGAGAGGCCUGAGGCUCAAGGCUGUCCUGCUCCACCUCACCCACUGGUCAGGGGGCUACAGAGCUCGGCCCCAGUGCUCUGUCGAGGCCUCUGAGUUGCCUGUGCCGGGUGGGAGGCCUCUGAGUUGCCUGUGCAGGGAGGCUGGGACACGAUGUGCUGGACGUCACAGAAGCCGCUGCCCACGAUCAGGCACCAAAGACCCCCUCCGCGCGCCAGAGGGCCGUAUCUCGCGACGUGCAGGCGCCCAGCUGUGCUGGGGGAAUCCUGCGCCCGGCCCGGUGCGCACAGCCCGGCAGAGGGCGCAGAAGCCAGGCGGUCGCCGCCGGGCUGGGAGCAAGAACUGGGCGGGGCCUUUGCGCCCGGGCCGCUGCCUCGGGCUACGAAGUGUGCAGACGGGCUCCUAGGCUCUGCGACGUAUUUCCAGAAGUCCAAGUUAGUCAUUCACACUAACUCUGGUCCUCAGGAUGCCCCUUUCUCAGCCAGGGGACAGUGUCCCUGGGGUUACCGGAGGGAAUGAUUUGAGUUUGAGCCGAAGUGCACUCCUUUUGUGUGUCUUGUGCUUUCCCCCUGACCUGCCGCCUGAAUCGGCCUUUAGAGCGUUUCCCCUCCUCCCAGCAGCUUCCAUGUCAGAGGAGAGAGGCCUGAGGCGCAAGGCUGUCCUGCUCCACCUCACCCAGGUGCUCAGGGGGAUUCAGGUCCCCGCCCCACUGCUCUGUCGAGGCCUCUGAGUUGCCAGUGCUGGUUGGAGGCAGGGGACAUGGCCUCUGCUGGGCUCAGCCAUGAGGCCCUGUGGGGCCAACACGGGAGAGCAUCUGGCCAUCCUGGCCUAUGGGGAGAGGCCAUGGGUGAGACUUCCAUCUGCCCUGAGUGGGACAGGAGCUCCCCCGUCUGGCCCGUGCCCUGAGCAGGAAGCAUGUGUGGACCCCUGUCUGUGUCUACUGCAUCAGCCUCCUGGCUCCCUGCCUGGCUUUCCUUCCUGGCAGGUGGCUCCUGCACCUGCGCCAGCUCCUGCAAAUGCAAAGAGUGCAGAUGCACUUCCUGCAAGAAGAGCUGCUGCCCCUGCUGCCCCGUGGGCUGUGCCAGGUGUGCCCAGGGCUGCAUCUGCAAAGGGGCAUCGGACAAGUGCAGCUGCUGUGCCUGAUGUCAGGGACAGGCUGCUCCCGAUGGAAACAGAGCAACACAUACACACCCUCAUACUAUGCGUUUGACUGGGUUUUAAAAGAUUUUUUGAUACACCCCUGUUUGUUUUGCAACAUUCCUGUGUCUAUAAAAUAUGUGAAUUCUUGUAAAAGCUGUUGACACUGCUCUGGCU